ACUGAGAAAGGAACUAGAGAAGACAAAGAGGACAGUACAAGAGUUGUCAAUUUGUCAAGACAGAAAGAAGAUUUCGAGAGGAGCUUGCAGGACUUCAAGAAAAUAGCCCAGGAGCAAAUUAAUGCAAGGGUAGAGGAAUUAAAGAAGGCGGAGAUGGAUGCGAGGGCGGCAUCUUUGGAGUUGGAGCUCAAGGUAGCUGUGGCUACAAAAGGAGAAUUGGAAGCUGAUGCCAUGGUGAAGAAGAGGGAGUAUGAUUUGGUAAAGGGUGAAAAUGGUAAGCUUCGGUCGGAGGUUUUGAUUGCAGAGAAAAAACAUAGCAUGUCUGAAGUAGAGAUUAAGAGGCUCAUGAUAAAAUUAGGUGUGUUGGUGGUGGCGAAGGAGGUUGCUGCCAAGGCAUUUGAUGCAGAGAAGGCAGAAAUAAUGAAGGAAUUAGAGGAACUCAAGAGUAAGGUGGAGGAAAUACAAGCCAGCAAGGAAACGACUGAGGGAGCAGGUCGCGAGACGGAUGCUUAG
Molecule: messenger RNA, 513 nt
Organism: Phragmites australis (common reed)
Lineage: Eukaryota; Viridiplantae; Streptophyta; Magnoliopsida; Poales; Poaceae
Exons: 1
Source: RefSeq, a predicted model, not a curated record